UUUCUCGUGAGAGCUCACAAGCCAAUAAAGCUGAUCACACUUGCCACUUGAUCACUCCGGUACUUGUGAUUCAGUUGUUGUUCCAUUACUACAUAGGCCGACAACUCUUUCAAUUCUAGAUCUUCUUAAUACUUCCAUUUCCAAUCUUUCUUCUUACUUUUCAACAUUCUUGAUUCUACAUCACUGAGUACUAGGAAUUUCCAUUUCCUCGGCUUGAUUUGGUUACUUCUAUGAUCUGAGGUUUCACUGACUUUCUUGUCUUGACCCUUUAAUUCUUUCAAGAUCCACCAUCAUCACUUUCCAGAAGUGUAUAAUGGAUACUUGCUGUAUGGCUUUGAAAUCCACUGCCCAUUUGGGGUUUAACAAUAGAGAAAAGGAGUUUUUAGGGGAACAAAUCAGAGGGAGUUUGAAAAACAAUUUCAAGGUUGAUCAGUUGUCGAAAAGUUUGAAACUUGACAAGAAGGAGAACAAGAUCAAACCCGGGGUUGCUUUCUCUGUUAUCACUACAGAAAAUGACAUUCUGACUGUAGAGGCACCACGUUUUGAGAGACGGCGGGCAAAUCCCAAGGAUGUGGCUUCAGUCAUACUAGGAGGAGGUGCAGGGGCCAAGUUAUUCCCACUUACAAGUAGAACUGCCACCCCUGCUGUUCCUGUUGGAGGAUGCUACAGGCUAAUAGACAUCCCAAUGAGCAACUGUAUCAACAGUGGUAUUAACAAGAUUUUUGUGCUGACACAGUACAAUUCUGCUCCCCUGAAUCGUCAUAUUGCUCGAACAUAUUUUGGCAAUGGCGUGAACUUUGGAGAUGGAUUUGUUGAGGUACUAGCUGCAACUCAGACACCUGGGGAAACAGGGAAAAGAUGGUUUCAAGGAACUGCAGAUGCUGUUAGACAAUUUAUAUGGGUUUUUGAGGACGCUAAGAACAAAAAUGUUGAGAAUAUCCUUAUAUUAUCUGGAGAUCAUCUUUAUAGGAUGGAUUAUAUGGAAUUGGUGCAGAACCAUAUUGACCGGAAUUCUGAUAUUACUCUUUCAUGUGCACCAGCUGGGACUAGCCGAGCAUCAGAUUAUGGACUGGUCAAAAUUGACAGCAGAGGGAGAGUUGUCCAGUUUGCUGAAAAACCAAACGGUUUUGAUGUAAAAGCAAUGCAAGUAGAUACUACUCUCAUUGGAUUAUCUCCACAAGAUGCGAAGAAAUCUCCCUAUAUUGCUUCAAUGGGUGUUUAUGUAUUCAAGACAGAUGUACUGUUGAAGCUCUUGAAAUGGAGAUAUCCUACAGCUAAUGAUUUUGGCUCUGAAAUUAUACCAGCAGCUAUCGAUGAGUACAAUGUUCAAGCAUACAUAUUCAGAGACUACUGGGAGGACAUUGGGACAAUUAAAUCUUUUUAUGAUGCUAACUUGGAGCUCACAGAAGAGUUUCCAAAGUUUGAAUUUUAUGAUUCAAAAACACCUUUUUACACAUCUCCUAGGUUCCUUCCACCAACCAAGAUAGACAACUGCAAGAUUAAGGAUGCCAUAAUCUCUCAUGGAUGUUUCUUGCGCGAAUGUUCUGUUGAACACUCCAUUGUGGGCGAAAGAUCGCGCUUAGAUUGUGGCGUUGAACUGAAGGAUACAUUAAUGUUGGGAGCAGACUAUUAUCAAACAGAACCUGAGAUUGCUUCCCUGCUAGCAGAGGGGAAGGUACCAAUUGGAAUUGGGGAAAAUACAAAAAUAAGGAAUUGUAUCAUUGACAAGAAUGCAAAGAUAGGAAAGGAUGUUGUGAUCACGAAUAAAGAUGGUGUUCAAGAAGCAAACCGGCCAGAGGAAGGAUUCUACAUACGAUCAGGAUUAACAAUUAUAGCAGAGAAAGCCACAAUUAGAGAUGGAAUGGUCAUAUAAAUUGGGGAAGCAGAUCUUGUUGAUCUACUGGAGAUCCAUGGAAAAUCAAAAUCUCGACGUAAAGAAGAUCAAGGGUGACCCAUAUUCCAACACAACCAAGCACAUUCAGCAGCUGACUUUCUGAAGGAAGCUUGUUGUGCUCAUGUAAAAAGAGCAAGUAUAAUCGAGACACACGUCUAAAAUAAAACUUAAAAGCUACACCUCUAGAUGCCUAGUUCAUGUCAUAAGAGUCAAAUAUAUGUAAGAUAAACUGUAUUAGGUGUAGCAUUCUGAAGAAUAAUGACUUAUUAGUCAGCCUAGACUUUUAGUAUUGUAAAAGACACUAUGUUAAAAAAAUAUCUUAUGAUCUAUCUCUUAUUGUGUAUCUAUUAACUAAGCAUUUGGAACUCAAAGAUAUCUAUUUGGGACUAUUUGUGCC
This is a messenger RNA of Lycium ferocissimum, 2291 nucleotides long. Its product is annotated as glucose-1-phosphate adenylyltransferase large subunit 1. Bases 314 to 1873 code for a protein of 519 amino acids. The record is from RefSeq and is a predicted model, not a curated record. Gene Ontology annotation, molecular function: glucose-1-phosphate adenylyltransferase activity. Lineage: Eukaryota; Viridiplantae; Streptophyta; Magnoliopsida; Solanales; Solanaceae. The transcript is spliced from 15 exons. Gene Ontology annotation, biological process: glycogen biosynthetic process.